UCUCUAUCUCUCCCUCCUCUCUCUCUCUCGUAUGCAAUUAAGCCGUAGGGUAACAUAUAUCUUCAACCUUCGCCUUUAAAUAAGCCGCUCUCUUUUUUAUUGUCGCUAUACCAUGAAAGAACAGUUGAGCUCUUUUGGUAAGUCUUCUCUCUCUCUAGAAAUGGCGAGCUUGGACAGAGGUGCAGGGGUCCGUAGGGGUCCAUGGAGCCCUGAAGAAGACACGCUCUUGCGAAGAUACUUUCAGGACAAUGGCGAGGGUAAUUGGAGGCUUCUUCCAGCUAAAGGAGGGCUAAGAAGGUGCCAUAAGAGCUACAGGCUAAGAUGGAAGAACCACCUUAGGCCCUGUAUCAAGCAUGGAAACUUCAGCUCUGACGAAGUGGACCUCCUCCUUAGGCUCCAUAGGCUCCUCGGUAACAAAUGGUCAUCGAUUUCCAAAACAAUCCCAGGCAGGACAGAUAGUGAGAUAAAGAACUAUUGGAACACUUACCUUAAAAGGAAGCAUGCAUCGAGAUCAAAGUCACAACCUAUGCAUGCGAGUUCAACAAAAGUGGUAGACCCUCGAGGACACUCUUCACCUGGCUUCAACCCACAAACCAUAACUGAAGGUCCUUUAAAAGUGGUCAAGCCACGGCCUCAUCGAGUGGGGAGAUCCAUAUUUGCAAUGGAAAGUGAAGAGGCUGUUAGGAUUAUGAGUGCUUCCCAUAUGCCACAUAUAGAAGACAUGAUUCCAUUUCAAACCAGUGCAAUCACAUGUAGGGAGAUGAUCUUUGAAAAAGAAGAGCUUUUGCAAACAAGUCUAGAGGGAGAGAGAGGUUUGUUGGGUGAUGGGUCAUUAGAGAGAGAUGAAUGUGAGAUGCUUAAUUCAUUUCUUUUGGACUUGCCCACUUUAAUGUUUUGA
Molecule: messenger RNA, 898 nt
Organism: Amborella trichopoda
Lineage: Eukaryota; Viridiplantae; Streptophyta; Magnoliopsida; Amborellales; Amborellaceae
Source: RefSeq, a predicted model, not a curated record